This is a messenger RNA of Bombyx mandarina (wild silkworm), 2329 nucleotides long. Its product is annotated as trypsin-like. Gene Ontology annotation, molecular function: serine-type endopeptidase activity. Gene Ontology annotation, biological process: proteolysis. NCBI's taxonomy places the organism in Eukaryota, Metazoa, Arthropoda, Insecta, Lepidoptera, Bombycidae. The record is from RefSeq and is a predicted model, not a curated record.
GAUAAAUAUAUUUUUAUUAAUAAAAUUAAGUUUCAGUAACACGAAAUAAUUUCUCACAACCGCCCGUAAGCAUAACAACAAACAUCCGUAUACAUAGAUGUUACAGCGAUUUUACUCAGAGAAUAUUUAAUUCAUUUACACAAAUAUAAUUUGGAAGGUAUCCUACAGAGGUCUAUAUAACGCUUUUAUAUUUCAAAAAGUACAAUCAUAGGACACUAUGAGGUUAUGUAGGGAAUAUGUUCCACAAUCACUGCCUUUCAAUCAAUCUGUAAUAGCAUAAACAAUUGGGAAAAUGUAGUUAAAUUUGACUUUACUAAAUCUAAUCUUCUCGCAUAUUUAAAAACGAAUCAAAGAAAUCAAUAAAUAUUUACUCACCAGCAGACGUAGAAAUGUUUUCUUUAGUCCAACGCGUCAUUAAAUCGUUAGUGUUGGUGUUCAAGUAGCGUAGGUACUCGACAGUACUUACCCCUGGGCUUUAGCUAUAAAUCUCGGAAGACUAUCGACCGUUAUCAAAACGUUCCUGUAAACUUAUAAGCGACUUAUAAAUAGCAGUUGUUUAUCUUAGCCAGUGUAAUGCUGCUAUUUGAUAAUACCAAUACACGUAGACAAAACUGCUUCCUUAUAUUUUGUAAUAUACCAGCUCAAGGUAGUGGUACAGGUGAAGAAAUAAGAACGAAAAACAGUAAUAUGAGUAGAUAUUCAAAAGCAUAUGUUGAGGGAAACGAGUGUCUUCGUACAGUGGACAGUCCAAAACCUUUAUUUUUUUACGAUAAUGAGAGGUUUUUACUGUAAGAGUUAAAGGAAACAAGGACGUAAAACUACUAUUAAAAAACGGAUGUCUUUGCUCGGUAGAUGCUCGCCCACUGAUCCGGUGGCAGAUUCUGCGAAGCAUUGCUCUUGCUAGCAGCUAGCAGGUAGGCAGUUAGGUCAGUGCUAGCAUUACUCCGGUUUGAAUCCCGUGAGCUCACCUACUAUUUAAGGUUACGCUGAAAUAGCCUCUCAAGGCUAUCAGCUUAGGUAGGAAACAAAAAAGGUCUCCUUACGAAAACGAAACUGAAUAAAACGCUAUUAAUUUUGAGGGGCUAGGGACAAUAGCUUAAGGAGGACAUAGUUUUAAACAAGGCAAAUAAACAUAAAGCAUUUAAUCCACUAAUAUGAAAAACGUUUCAUAGCUCCAGUCGUACUCAAUCCUUUUUCUAAGUUCUUCUUUAUAGAUGGAUGUACGAAUGAUUACGGAUCACCUAUAUUACGUGGUACGGUUGAGUGAAGCCCAUAGACGCCACAAAGUGACUACUGCCACUCACCUUGAUACAUGAGGUAGAAAAAUCGGCUAUCCCGUUCCGCCCACCAAACACGAACACAUGGCUACUUCGUGAUAUCGUGCUUUGUGAUAUCUAACAUCAAUAACAAGGUUUAAUUUUAAUUCCGCAAUGCCUUUAUUAUGUAAGUUUUCGUGGAAACAAUGCGUUUAACAUUUGUACCCUUAAUAAAAUUAAUAUCCGUCUGCGAGAUAUGACCACAGAUAUAGUAGCAUCGCUUGAUAUGGUAGUACGCCGGGCGUCUUAUUUCUUAGUCGACGACUAUUUCUGAAGUUGCACCAGCACAGCUUACAAUCAAAUUAAUUUCAAUUCAUUAGCGAUACGCAUUAAAAAAUUAUGUGCUGCAAUUACCUGCAUUUUCGCCGAUACUGUAAUUAACUUCGAUCGCUAACGCAAUCCUGGUAAACACAACGAAUUCCGUAGUCAGACCGAGUAUGUCAAUAAAGGCUAUUAUUAUACUGUCAUUACUACCGCUGAUAGCAUGUGAUAGGAAAAUGGAUCCGUUCAUCAUUGAUGGUGAACACGUGAGGAUAGAGAGGCACCCCCAUGCAGCGUUUACGGGGACCAGUUGCCUUGUAAACGGUGAAGUCAGUAAUUGGAGGUGCGGUGCUUCGAUAAUCACUCAAAACAUAGUCAUGACAGCGGCACAUUGCUUUGACAGUUGCCGAAAUGGUAUUAUUAAAGGAAUCUUAUUUCACACCGGCCACGAGAACAAGAAUCUAGGUAGAAAGUCAUCGGGUCAUAAGUUCGCAAUACAUUCUGGCUAUAGUAGCGUAAUAUCGGGGUAUGAUAUAGCGCUGGUGCUGCUAAAAACACACUUAAAGUUAAGCGCGAAAUGCAGCAGAGUUGCGCUCAUGAAAUACCCACCGUAUGGCGAAGUAGCUUACGUUUCCGGCUGGGGAUUUGUUAAUGUAAGUAUUCCCUUGCCUCUUACGUACUGUUGGUGUUAAGGAAAGACAAUCGAUGUAAUUUCUGCGCAACGCAUAUGUGUAGCGUAUCAAUACUGUUCA